GAUGACGCGACACGGCAAGAACUGCACAGCGGGAGCCGUCUACACCUACCACGAGAAGAAGAAGGACACAGCGGCCUCAGGCUAUGGGACCCAGAACAUUCGACUGAGCCGGGAUGCUGUGAAGGACUUUGAUUGCUGCUGCCUCUCACUACAGCCCUGCCAUGAUCCCGUUGUCACCCCCGACGGCUUCCUGUAUGAGCGUGAGGCCAUUCUGGAGUACAUCCUGCAUCAGAAGAAGGAGAUCGCUCGACAGAUGAAGGCCUAUGAGAAGCAACGAGGUGCCCGGCGAGAGGAGCAGAAAGAGCUGCAACGGGCAGCAGCGCAGGACCAGGUGCGAGGCUUCCUGGAGAAAGAGGUGGCCAUUGUGACCCGGCCCCUCAAUCCCUUCACCGCCAAGGCUGCCUCCGGGAAGGGCCUAGAUGAAGCCCAGCCUGGACCCAGUGCAGGCCUCCCAAGUAAGGACAAGGACAAGGCACUGCCUAGCUUCUGGAUCCCGUCGCUGACACCUGAGGCCAAGGCCACCAAGUUGGAGAAGCCUUCCCGCACAGUGACCUGCCCCAUGUCGGGGAAGCCUCUACGUAUGUCCGACCUGACGCCGGUGCGCUUUACACUGCUUGAUGGCUCGGUGGACCGCGUGGGGCUCAUCACUCGCAGCGAGCGCUACGUGUGCGCUGUGACCCGAGACAGCCUGAGCAACGCCACACCCUGCGCCGUACUGCGGCCCUCUGGGGCCGUGGUCACUCUCGAGUGUGUGGAGAAGCUGAUUCGGAAGGACAUGGUGGACCCAGUGAACGGGGAGAAGCUCACGGACCGAGACAUCAUCGUGUUGCAGAGGGGCGGCACUGGCUUCGCGGGCUCCGGAGUGAAACUGCAGGCUGAGAAGUCACGGCCGGUGAUGCAAGCCUGAAGCGUGGGCCACAGGGAGAGCUUUAGAGUAAAGGCGCUUGGAUUCG
Messenger RNA from Chrysochloris asiatica (Cape golden mole), 953 nucleotides. RefSeq names its product nitric oxide synthase interacting protein (gene NOSIP). Gene Ontology annotation, cellular component: nucleus. NCBI's taxonomy places the organism in Eukaryota, Metazoa, Chordata, Mammalia, Afrosoricida, Chrysochloridae. Bases 2 to 907 code for a protein of 301 amino acids. The transcript is spliced from 7 exons. The record is from RefSeq and is a predicted model, not a curated record. Gene Ontology annotation, molecular function: ubiquitin protein ligase activity.